CCAGCAUUUUAAUUGGUCACAGUCACACAAGCUGCUGCACACAAAUAAACGAUGCUAAAAGAGCUCAGAAUAAAUGUCAGGACCUAGUUAAGCAUGUUAAUAAGGUGUUACAAAGAUACAAUGGCUUGUAUAGAGUGAAGAACAGGAAAAGUGAUCCUCUGGGCCAGCACUAAUGCUUUCUAAAUUGCAUGUUGAUGUGUAGCGCUGGAGCAGAGUAGGAAAAGCUGCUUUGCUUCUUGCUGUUGAGGUGACUUCUUGUCCGAUCUCAGGCCAUCCGGUUGCCCAUGUCUUUGCCAAGCUUUCACUCCUCAGGCUGGAAUUUUCAAUGGCAAGUGUUGGCCCCCUGUCUGAGCAAUUGUAAAGUUCCUUAACCCAAAUAGCAGGAGGCUUUCUAAAACAAGACUGGGAAAAACUGGUGUGUCUUCCUGUGCUUGAAGUCCUUUCAGUUGUGUGACUGGGUUGUGCUAGUUCCUGCUUCCCCUCAUGGGCCUUGGAAAGGUGCCUGUAAAUUUGGAGGAAGUGUUUCUUUAAAUUUUUCAUGUCUGGGAAAGCUGGGUCAGUUUUAAAGUUGUGAAAGAUUGUCUUCUGAACCACAUAGAGUGUGACCUUGCCAUCCUGUUCCUAGUGCUGUGUUUAGGUGAAUCUAGGAUGAUGGGGCAAAGCAAUAGAAAACAUGGAAGCAAAUAAUAAACAUGGACCAGAAGUUUGUAGAUGAAGGCUUAAGCAUCAGAAUGGGGAUAGAUUAUGACUUGACCACCUUAAUCCUCAUAUUUCUUAAUAUCUGGAUACUUGUCUUGCAGCCUGAGCAGUUUCUUUCAUGUCUAAGAAAAUUCUGAGAAACCAUUUGAAGGUAGUUUUCACAGGGACUUCAGAAUAUCCUUUGCAACACAGAUGAGUGCAAUGUUUAUUGGGAAGCUUCUGAGGAUCGGGGGAUGUAUGGCUAGGUGAGAAAUCAGAUAAAUGUGUUGAACUAGGUUAAACAGUGCUGUGUACUGCAGUUAGUUGGAUGGAAACACAUAUCUAACGAUUCAUGAGGUUUUAUGCAGUACAACUGGCUAUUGGCCAAAAGUUGCCUUGAUCUCUGAAAAAUAACUGCCUUCCUUUUGCUACCAAAGUGAAUCAAUUAUAUUAUGCAGUGUCAUGAGCUGACAAUGAGACUGGAAAAUUGAAUAGAAACAGCAGGCAAUUCACUGCAUUUGUAGUCUGAGCCUUGCUAAAUAUGAUUUUGAUUAGAGCAGGACUUGUGAGCUCUGGCUGGGAACUUGCUCCCUUGUGGCCAGAAACUGUUACAAAUGCACGAAAAUGAUGCUUCUCCAGGACAGGCAGUGACAUUCCUUGUCCUACUCUUACCAUAUCUGGCAGCAGAGAUUUUUAAACAGAACGGAAAGGAGUCUUAAAGUCUUCUGUUGACUUAAUGCAAACUAUUUUAGUUUAGUUCCUGCCUUAAAUCUGUAAAUUCUGGUUGACGCACAGUGUGUUUUAGCAGUCUUGCUUCAAAGUUUUAAGCAACUGGCAGACUCACCAUGUUCCUAGGUGAGUUGUUUCAAACAAGAAAAGGUAAUUUCUUUUGUGGUGGUUUUGUGUUUGUUUGGUUGGUUUUUUUAACUUGAAUUUGCCAUGAUUUGAAUUUCCAAUAAUUUAAUCUGAAUGUCUUUUUCUAACAGGUGUAGCAACUAAUUACUCUUAGAAGUAUUUUUGUUUUGGAGAUCUGUGUUCAGAGGGAAUAAGGUACUUCAGACUUUACCUUAUCUAAAAUUUUUUUCCACUCUAAUGUAGUAUAGUGGGGUUUGGGGUUUUUGUUGCUCUUGUUUUCUUUGUGGUUUUUUUUCACUCUGUCAUUAUGUUUUUUUGAACAACACAAAAAGCUAAAUUGGACAAAGCAUUUUGACAAGUUCACCUUGAACUUCAUUCAGGGAUAGUGUCACCUCCGAAUUAUUUUUUUAAGUGUUUCAGUUCUUCCAGAGGGCACAUUUGCACAGUACUAGGUCGUAAGUCCGGACUUACAAAGUCAGGGUGAGAAAUGGAAGCCGGUGGGUAGAUGUGCCCAUUCUGCCCAAUUAUUUAAUUUUAGAAGUAUCUAAUGAGGAAAUCAGUAAAGAAGAGGUGCAUGGAAAAAGCAGAAUAACAGGAAUCUAAUUCUACUAGUAAGUGUUCUUCUGGCCCCUACCAAUUUUGGGAGGAAGCUGGGCUCACCACCCACUAAGCACUUUGAAUAUCGUCUCUUUGACCUGUCUGGUUUUUUUGGUUUGUGUUUUUUGGUUUGGUUUUGUUUUUUUUUUUUUGCAAGGACUGUUGGUCACUGAAAAUGGAGGAAACAAGGAAGUUUUCCCCAAAGCCAAGUAAAAGCAAAGAGCCUGUGAAAACAGAAUGGGGAUCUCAGAGCGUGGUGUUCACCUAUUUCCAAGGGGACAUUAACAGCAUGGUAGAUCAACAUUUUUCUAGAGCUCUUGGCAAUGCCAAGAACCCCCAAGACCUGAGCACAAAGCACAAGGGUGAGAUGGUUGUCCUGAAAAAUGUAGACAGAAUGUCUCCCCAUCAGUGGAAUUUCUCUUCACAUUGCUACAAACCAUAUCCAUCAUCUUCUUCAACAAGCAUGGCAAAUUCUGCUCUGCAUUUUUCUGCUGCUGGUGUGGUAGGCCAGUGCCAGCCAUCAUCUCUGCGAAGCCAUCCAGCUCAACCUGCAGAUUUAUGGCCCUUCACUCCAACUGGGACUCCCAGCAUCACGGGCUCAGUUUAUCCUCACACCCUCCCUGACCUGCAUGCAGCUGAUGAGCUGAUCUCUGACAGGAAAUACAGUUCUCUUCUUGGCCUUCUGCAACAGGAAAGGUGCUUAACAUCCAUGCAAGAAUGCAUCAUGAAGCAACACUCAAGUUCUGCUUGUAUGACUGGACCUGCGAGAUUACAAAAUGGGGGUCAAAGUUCAGCUCCUGAGGGAGAGAGGAAAGCAAGCUCUUACCAAGGCUCAGAAAAUCCCAGUGUAAGCCAUGCCACUACAGGUAUUCAGAUUCGUGACAGAAGACGAGAUUUGUACUUCUAGCAACUGAAUGUUUCUAUUGUGUUCUGAAAGAGAAAGUUAUUUCUGUGAACUUUUAUCAUUUGCAACUGUGAAUCAAGAAGAAAUGAACUGCAGCUAUCCUGUGGUUUUUUUCCUCUCAGCUGGAAGAAUGCAUGUACUAUUUAUGUUUGGGGAAGGACAAAAUAACCCUUUUCUAUACAGUAAAUAGUUUCUAAUGUUUGUGGUAUUAGCCUGGCAGUACUUUUCUUGUGCCAAUACAUUGUCUAUUUAAGGCUUUUCAUGCAGCUUUCUUGAAAGGACUCCUGCACUUUUUAAUCUUUCUGUGUUUAUUAAUUUACCACUUCCUGAUAAGAAGCACAAUUCUUAUCAAUGCAGCUGAUAACCUCUAAGUGCAGGGAUGCAGUUAGCAUAAAUUCAGUGCUGCAACUUCUUAGCUUGAUUUGAUAUCUUCAUAUUGUUUAAAAUAGUCUUAGGCCACUGGCAAGAGCCUUCAACCACAGGCCAGCAAAGCACAUUAUUGUAUUUAUGUUUGUAAAAUGCAACAAUUUGUGACCAUGCUUGCAAUUGCUAGGGAUACUCUUCAGAAGUUAUAUAAUAUACUUAUGCCUGAAGGCUCUUUUUUGCCCUCUCACUAAUGUAUAAUCAUCAUCUAGAAAGCAGUGAAUUCACAGUAGCUCUGAGAGGAAACCCAGAUUCUCAUUGGGUGCAAUUAAAAUACCAUUCAGCAAAAAGCUGCAGGUAGGAGUGUUCUAUUUUCCCACCCUCCCUGCAGGUGUAAAAGAUGCUUUUUGUAAAUAAGCCCUGUAGGAUUGUUUUUUCCUUCUCCAUUGGUUAUACAUUAACAUGAUAUAAAGGAACAUGAUUAGCUUUUUCUGACAGCUCUAUGCAGUUGCUAAAGGCAAUUUGACCUCUGAGAUUCACAGAGCUUGUGAUUUUAUAAAGCAAACCCUGAGCUAGUAUAAAUGUUUGUUGUACCAGAUCUUUCUGCUGCCACUGCUCCAGUUAUAACACCUUGUGUAAUUUUAUAAAUAAUAUGAGUUUAGCAACAUCAGAUGU
Messenger RNA from Ficedula albicollis (Collared flycatcher), 4072 nucleotides. It is a transcript of the gene VGLL1, whose product is annotated as vestigial like family member 1. The record is from RefSeq and is a predicted model, not a curated record. NCBI's taxonomy places the organism in Eukaryota, Metazoa, Chordata, Aves, Passeriformes, Muscicapidae. Gene Ontology annotation, cellular component: nucleus. Gene Ontology annotation, biological process: regulation of transcription by RNA polymerase II. The transcript is spliced from 4 exons. The coding region runs from base 2306 to 3037 and encodes 243 amino acids.